CCAAAACACACGAUUCCGCGAAAUGUACGCUGCUCAAGGGCCCUCAUCCCGAUACGGAGUGCCCUCUUUUUAGCCAUCCAUCCACCGCGAUGAUAAAACGAUGGCUUGCUCAAGGGGCCAAGCCGGCCGGCGUUUCGUCGAUUUCUGUCUUCAUGGGUGCCUGAGUGGCUGCACAUUUUCCCUCCCUCACUCGCAUCAUCGCCCGCGCUGGACCACACCCCCAUCCAUCACGUCCGGUCCUCCAUCGUCUCCUUCCGCAUUACUAGCAGAUGAGCUCCCUAGUUUGACUGAAACUGAGAAUGCCCGACCAUUGCCCGCGAGAAUAUUCUACAGCAAGCCUCGCCGGAUCCGAGGCGGUGAUGCAAGGCUACGCUACGCUGCCUAGGGAAGAACUUGAGAACACGGCGACAUCCAUCAUCGCAACCUUGCCACAAGAACAGCGCAGUCUCGAGACCGAAAUUUCUCACCAGCACCGAUAUGCUGCCGGAUCUGUCUCGUUGGCUCUUGACGUUUAGGCUCGCAACUGGCGCCCAAUGUCGACGCGUGGUGUUGAUGCCUCCCUCUUAUGGCCAAGCCAAGGAAUGCUUGCGCUGGGGCUGUCUCGGCUCUAGACUCAUCCCGAUGCGACCACACGGCGAGGACGGGCACGCUGUUUUUCCAAUUGCUACUACGUAGUUGGUACUGGCCAAGUCCCAGAGGCUGGCAAUUCCAUCGCUUCUAUGUAGAGGGCCGACUCCUAUUGAUCCCCCAAGACACCCGCGGCAAACAUCUUCAUCGCGAUGCGUUCCAAUGCGCGUUCGCCCGCCACAUCCAUGGCGGCAAUCCGUGCAAUUCCUGCCCCGGCCGUGUUUCCAACCUCUCAUUUGACGCGUGAGCCCGGCCGGCGCCCGAGACAGCAAUGUGGUCGGAGAUGGAUGAGCAGAAUGAAUGUGAAGGAAGAGGGUAUAAGAUGCCUGUGCGAGGCCCCAUCGCUGCCGCGCACAAUCGCCCUGCCUUCCCCUUGCCGUUUUGCUGCAGCAAUCUAUCUUGAUUCGUCUAUUCCUCUCACAGGAGCGUCAGAUCCCCCCAGUGGCCAUGAAGUCGGGCUUCGUCGCCCUUCUCGCGACCUGCCUCGCAGGGAGCGGCUUGUCUGCACCGACACCCAAGUCCCCGUCCCAGCUCAACCAGCGCGACAUCGCCGCGCCGCCAGAAUGGGCAAAACAAGAGGACGGCUCGCCCAUCGCGGCUAGAGCUGCCCGUGAAGGCAUCGACAUCCUGACCGACACGUUUUUCAAAUUGUUACACGGUCAUCCCGAAAACAGCCAUAGCAAGAGGCAAUACUACCUCGAUGCAUCGUUCCCCGAGGACUCGAAUGAGCUCGAGGAUGAAGGAGCUACAGACGAAGAAAAUAAAGGAGACGAACCACCGGCAGGCAGUCUGACAGAUACAGUCGACAAGCUGACGGGGGGUUCGGGCAAUGGGCCGGCGCAGCGCCUGACUGACAUUGUCGAUGGCAUGACCGAGGCUCAGUCUGAGGAGUCUGCCGACGGCCGUCCCGACUCAAUCGAUGCCCUCACCGCAGCUAUUCCCAGCGAUCACAUGCGCAAGACCGUGGAAAACGUCUUAUCCACGCUGUCAAGACGUGACCGAGCCACUGAUGCCGGAAAACCUGACCAGAUGCUGCAACGCCGUAUCGUUGAGAUACCCUUGGGCGUUAUACAGAGGCUUGCCAAGGGCCUUGGCAUUCCGGGCGGUCUAGGGGCCGGCAAGCGAGACGUUUCCAACAUGGAAGCACCCGUCAACAAGAGUCAGCUCAGCGGCGCUGGCCAGUCAGGAAACGACGCUAAGGGCGUGCCCAUCGUCCCUCUCGCUGGAUCAUCGGACGACGACGCCGACGACAUGUCCGGCGGUCCUCUCGCUGGAUCAUCGAACGACAACGACAGGUCCAGGCGUCCUGCCGGCGCCCGCGGCAGACCUAAAGACGUGGCUUUCCCUGGCGGCUGGCCCAAGAAUCCCAUAGACAUUGCCACGGAUGAUCUCAAAGGAUUCCCAAGCAACAAGCCCAAGCCCAAGCCCAAGAAGCAGGACAACCCGCUCGGUGACGGCUUGCUACACGGAUCCGUCCUGCCGGGCGUUUUGGUGAAGCGGGAAGCGAGUGAGCCCGAGACCAACACAAAGCUCGGCCUCCACGACCUCCUUACCAUGAUCAACAAGAGGGGAAAACCACCACCGGGCGGCCUUCAGGGUGUCAAAGACGGUAGGCCUGAUAUCGGUCUAACCGCCGACCUCACGGGCGCCAUCAAAGGCGCCAAAGGUAAGGACGCCGAGAACUUUCCCGGGCUCAUGGAACCCGUCAAAUCCCUGCUUGGACUCGGCAUGGAGGUCCCCAAGCUAGACAAUAGUUACCUCAAGAGAAUGAAUGGCCUGAACGAUGCUGAACAGAGGAACGCGGUAGACAAGAACCCCUCGGACCUCAUGGCUCGCCGCGCCAGCUCCGGUGCCGCCCCCGGCGGCGUCUCAGGACUGGAUGCGACGGCUACCAAUCCGAAGGAGCUCCCCGGCAUCCCGCCCGGUCUCUUUGGACCAAGCAAGCACUCUGAAAACGCUGCCGCCGAGGAGGACGACGACAACUUAGACGACGACUCACAGAUUCCUGCUGGGAACCGCGAAUCCAGCCUCGGCGGUGCUCCUCCUCGCAACUCUGGCAGCGGCGUCGACAAGAUGAAGGCCAACCUGGCUACUCCUUGGAGAGCGUUGAAGGAGCCCAGCUGAAGCUGGCGACGGCGGCGCCAACAACAAGCAAAGGCAAAGGGGGGGCAGCCUGCGGUAAUAGCGGCGGAGGGGGGGGGGGGGGCUGUGGCGGGCACUGUGGAGGACGUGACGUGACGGAUGGGACCGUCUUCAUGAUACCCAUCUGUAUGCAAACUGGAAUCUCGGGCGUGGGUUACUAUCGGUUGAAUCGUUGUAUUAGCUACUUAGUAGCUUUCUUUGGAUCUUGACGUAAAUUUUUCCAUUCACAUUUUGCGUAUCGGGGGGCUUGCCCGGCAUGCUCCUGGCGGUAUGAGACGGGACCACGGAGUCGGCGACUUGGUCGUGUGAGAAGCGAGCAGCAGUGCGAGACGCGACGCGCGUGGCAUGCCUUGAGGUUCUAAUAAGCGCGUUGGCGCCGCGAGGAAUGGAGGUUGGGCGCUGAGUCGCGAUGACACGUCUGAGACAUGGAGAGACGACGGGUGCUCAGCGGCUUCAACGUGGCUGGAAGGCGACAGGC
Molecule: messenger RNA, 3247 nt
Organism: Purpureocillium takamizusanense
Lineage: Eukaryota; Fungi; Ascomycota; Sordariomycetes; Hypocreales; Ophiocordycipitaceae
Exons: 1
Coding region: 1075-2751 (558 amino acids)
Source: RefSeq, a predicted model, not a curated record